This is a messenger RNA of Panonychus citri (citrus red mite), 1308 nucleotides long. RefSeq names its product DDB1- and CUL4-associated factor 10-like. The record is from RefSeq and is a predicted model, not a curated record. Lineage: Eukaryota; Metazoa; Arthropoda; Arachnida; Trombidiformes; Tetranychidae. Gene Ontology annotation, cellular component: Cul4-RING E3 ubiquitin ligase complex. Gene Ontology annotation, molecular function: protein binding.
UCGACUUGUUCAGAUGAUUGUACUAUUGCAUUAUGGAAUAGGAAUCUCAGGAAUCUGUCAUCUAAAUUACGGACAUUGAGGGGACACUCUUAUUGGGUUAAGAAUGUUGAAUAUGAUACACGAACUCGAACCUUACUUAGCUCUGGAUAUGAUGGUUGUAUCUACAUUUGGGAUAUCAACAAAUAUGAUGCAACAUCAUUUGAUCAUCCAAACGGGAAUCCAAUUCAUUUUACAAAGCCUCUAUUUCUUUCCUGCCUAAUGAGAAUGAGAUUAACCCAUGAUAGCUCAAAAAUGAUAAUCUGUACCUCAGAGGGAUACAUUAUGAUUAUUCAUGAUUUAAGAUUAGAAAAAUUGGAAAAAGAUUUAGCUGGUUUCCAAUCUGAUCUCUAUCGGCUCAUGCAAAAGCGACAUUCAUGUGGAUUUGACUUUGGCUCCUGGUUUAAUCCACUUUUUACUACUCGACGUAACAGAAUUGAGUUGAUUUCAGAUUUUCCGCCCAAGAAUGAAUCGCAUUCUAUUUUUUCACUUGAUGUCCACCCACAUAACUGGUCAAUCAUAUCUCGUAAUAUAAGUAGGGAUGAAAACUCUGAAUGGACUUGUGUCCAUGACAUUCAAGGUGAUAAAUGGCCUUAUCAAACUGUUCCUAUCGAUGUACCUAAACAAGGUAUAUUUGUUAGCCAUCCAAGUACUCGAGUCACAAUCAUGUCCACCAAUUUAUCUUCAGACGUGACAGAAUCCGGAUCCAGUGGUACAAGAAACAUUGCUCAAGCAUUAAAUAGUCGCCUCUCCAAUCAGUCAUCAACAUUAUCGUCAACCCAAGACUCAAGUUCUGCAUCAACAGCAGCGUCUUCCUCUUCAACAGCACCAAUAACUCUCACAACAACAACAACAACAACAACAACUUCUACAUCAUCAUCUUCUUCCAACUCGGUACCCGAUCUUCACGUUAGUCCUGUGGUGAUAAUCAGUGCAAGAACAUUAAACCGUCGAGCUCAUGCAACCAUAUUAGCACCAAAUGCUAGUUACCGACAAAUAGAACCCGGUACUCAAGAUCCACCCAGAAUCUAUCGUAAUCUUGAUAGAUUAACCCAUUACUGUGAAGAACUGAAUGUUGGACCAGGUUUCAUAAAGGAAUUGUGCUUCUCACCCGAUGGACGAAUAAUCUGUUCCCCAUACGAAUGUGGAAUCCGUUUUCUCUCAUUUAAUUCCAAUUGUAGUGAAAUGUCAUCGGCGAAUAAACCUCAGCCAUUACACGAGCUUAAGACUAUCUCACAUCACUCAAAUCUCGUGGUGACGAUAAGUGUUUAG